Messenger RNA from Triplophysa rosa, 6941 nucleotides. RefSeq names its product rotatin (gene rttn). Lineage: Eukaryota; Metazoa; Chordata; Actinopteri; Cypriniformes; Nemacheilidae. Gene Ontology annotation, molecular function: protein binding. Gene Ontology annotation, cellular component: centriole; centrosome; ciliary basal body. The transcript has 49 exons. The record is from RefSeq and is a predicted model, not a curated record. Gene Ontology annotation, biological process: ciliary basal body organization; centriole replication; centriole-centriole cohesion.
GCAGUGAUGGCGAGGAUGUGACGUUUAACCGAAAACGUCGUUCUUCACAAUAAAUGUAACGUUAGUAUUUUCACCGGAGAACUGUAUGAUCAUGGAGUUCUCAUCGCUCAUCAAGAAGAUAGGACACUCCUUAGCUGAAAUCAGAGUUCGGGCUCUUAAAAAUAUCAGAAGCAAACUGGAUCAUGGUCUCAUCUCUACUCCCGAUCUGGUCCAGGAAAGGAUGCUGUUCGUUUACCUACUGGAAUGGUUUAAUUUUCCUGAGGUUCCAAUGCAAGAGGAGGUUCUGGAGUUGAUCUGUACACUGUCAAAGCACCCGACUGGAGCACAAAUGCUACGGGAUGUAGGGGCUGUUGAAUUCCUAACACAGCUCUCACCUAAUGUGGAUCCUCACCUGCGCACAAGCGUAGACAGCAUUUUCGAUCAGCUGUUCCACCUUCCAGAGGUCCUGCCUAGUUGUCCACCCACCACCACCUACCAGCCACAUUCUGUUCCCUUGCUGCAGACAGAAGAGGACUCUUCGGCGAGGGGAUAUUUCCAGUGCAGUCAACUCAGGCAGACAGAUGCUCCAGGCCCCAGAGUAUUAGUCAACACUUCUGUAAGAUGCCUGAAGUUCUCCGUUUUUCCAUGGCUGUCUUUAAACACAACAGAUCAACAUAUAUUGUCAUCAAAUGAAAGUUCCCUUAGAAGCGACAACCACAAUUUGGUACGGACCACCUGUGAGCUGCUUCGUGAUGUGAUCAUGCAAGACUUCCCCGCUGAAAUCUUUCUGCAAAGGCCAAGUACAGUGCAAAGUCUCCUGUCACUUCUUGGUCUGAACACUGACGGUGAUGUCAGUUACCUGGCGUUUCAAGCAUUGGCCUGUCUGGAGCAGCUUUGUAGGAACCUGAGGAGCCGCCUGCGUUUCUACAGGGAUCCCAGCUUCCAUUCUGCCAAGCAAGAUCCUGUGUCUCAGAACUCCUCUAUCUCCUACUCUCAUGAGGUGAGGGGAACACAGCGGUCCGGGGUAUCGACCCCAGAGGAAUGCUCUCCCAGACCCUCAGUAGUGGGCCGGCCCGGUCAGCGGGUGCGAGGCGAUGGCCAGGAUGGCGAUGCUGCCUCUUCUAGCAGCAACAGCAGCAGUCAGAGAGGGGUUCCCCCCAGGCCGGCCCAGCAGUCUCCCCUCCCGCAGCCCCACCUGGAGCUCCCCCCAGAGAUGGAGGCGGAAGAAUCACUGGAGCUUCAGCUUCAGCAGUGGAGCUUGGCUAGAUUCGGUGUGGCGGCCAUGGAGCACGCUCUCCCACUCAUCAAUACAGAGAGCCUGAAGGUUUUCCAGCGGGCGCUGGAGAUGCUGGCGGCGACGCAGGGGCUUCUGGGAGACAGCGUGGCCCCCGAGGUGUGGGACGAGCAGAGCCUCACUGCGACAGAGCUGAGGGAGAAACUACAAGCAUGUGUAGAGAUGUUGGGAGACGUUAUGUGCUACCAUCAUGGCAUGACCUCCUCUGAACAGCCCGAAUCGUCUCUGAUCCACCACAGAAUGGCCUUUAUUGGCACUGCCAUAUUUACAAUCCGUCUCCUGCAAACCUUGUUACCUGUGGAGAAGGCUGGUGUGAACCUUCCUGAAAGUACAGUGGCUGCCAUAUUUCUCAUGUGUCUUGAUACAUCUUUCAGUGUGGCGUACCCUAUUAUACACGAGUCAGCCGUGGCUUACCUAGAACAGGCUUGUUUGGAAAGAUACAACCUUUAUCGAAGGGUGUCUCGCGUUUCUUAUUGUAUGGAGGCCUGCUGCACUUUUCUAAAGGAAGCACAAGCUAAGGGAGAUAAGAAUUGGCACGAACUUUUGGAUCUCGCUGACCAAGCAACCGAUGCUUUUCCAUACCAUCAGCACUUACCGGUGGUGAAGGAAUGUGUCCAGAUUUGCUCCUACCUGUGGAAGUUUGAACACGCGAGCCCACUGCUGCAAUCGGAAAGUCAGAAGUUAUUUCUGAAGCUUUUGUCUCAUCCUAUGUCCCCAGUGAAGGCGGAAACCUACUCUUGCACUCUGAGCAUUUUGAAGGAAUGUUUGGGAGUUCAAAACGUGGCCAAACCGGCAUCAUCCAUCUGCAACGGCAUAUACUUUCUGCUUCACCCCCGCGUUCUAUAUGAGAUCAGCGUGUUUGGCCUUCAAGACCAAGCAAGAGAGGUGAGCUGCGCUGCCAAGGAUAUUCUGCUCUAUCUGCUGAAGGGACGAUUGAUGAUGACAGCCGCAAGUUGGAGCAGAUUUAAUGAGGCACUUUACGUGGUCAUUCCCGUAUUACAGAGUUAUGCGGGCACAGACGACGUCCUGGGAAACUGCGUCCUUCUGAUAAGUGAAGCAUCUGCCGAUAGAGGAGAUGAGGUGCUUUCUCUGACAGCCAGGCUACGGGCCGCCCUUCGGCUUUUGUUCUCCAAGCAUCACACUGUGAGGAAAACAGCAGUCGAGCAUCUGCUUCCGCACUUGACCAGCACUGAAGGUGCCGGGACCACCAGACCAGCCCUGGACAGUUCCACACUGUCCUCUUUACCAGACAUCUACAUUGUCAAUAAAUCUGUUGACGUCAAGUUGAAUACUCCAGACAAGUCGUAUGUGAAGGUGGAGUCUGUAAAUAAGUUGUACAAUAUUCUCACAUCAGAGACUGUGGAUGUAGUUUUACGGAGAUCUGCAGCUGAGCAGCUGGCUGUUGUUUUGCAAGAUCCAUCAAUGCAUGCUGUUCUGAAGGCCUUGGGUUUAUCAGACAAGCUUAUAUCUUUCAUCUCGGAGAGUGUCAACAACAAUGCAUCGAGCAUGGAUUGCUUGUUGGAGCCCAGCGUGUGCAUGUUGAGGAAGCUGGUGUUUGAAGACCCCUCACUGCGUCACAGUCUGGCUCAGCAGACGUCUCUUCUCAUCACGUUGCUCAGAGCUUCUCUGUUAAUAAAGGAAAAUAAAGGUGAUGUGAGUGAGGUUGCUGCGUUGAUGUCUAUUCUGCUGUUUGAUGAAAUAGCACGAAUGGAUGUUUGGACCGAUAAAGCAGGCUCAGAUACAGCCUUGUCUCCCUUCUCACUGCCCGCCUCUGUUAUACGAAGGUAUAAUCUGCCAUUUCAAGCUCCCUCACACCAUGCGGUGAGUCCCUACUGUUCAGUUCUCCCAAUCUACUCAGACCUGCUAAGUCUGAAGCCUGCAUGGGAGGCGAUGCAGAUCACCUGGAACAGAGCAUGGCAUGCUGGGAUAGAUGGGCUGCUGGAGCACCUAAGGUGCUUCAGGAGUGAUGUACCUGAGUUUCACAGCGAUCUGGUGCUGUCGGAAUCUCAGGCCGUGGUGUUGCGUAUAAGCAACAUCAGGUCUGGUUUGCAAGACUGCGUUCAGGCGGUCCAGGACGCCAGUUCACACAGUGCAGUUACCUCCGCUAUGACCAGGAUGCACCUUUACCUUCUGACUGAUCGACUGGCUGUCAAAUCCACCGCAGAGAGCAGCAAGAGCAUCCUGCAAACCCUCAGCUGGCACUCAGCUGUGAGAAGAUUUUUCAUGGUGCGUCCAGCCUGCAGUCAAGAUGAAAGACUAUUGAUGGAUAUUGUGUCAUUCCUCAACACAUUUUUCAAGCAAAAUCAGUCUGAAUCAGACCACGCGGACCUGAAAUGGCUAUUAGAACUGCUCCUAAACCAGGAGUCACACACCCUACUGAACCUGUUGCUGAGCGGUGAGCAGGCAAACACACAGAUCCAGUUGCAGGGGGAGGCAGAUGAGCUCCAUGCCCACCUCAGUCACCGGCUACAAAGAGAACUGACAGGGCUCUUCAACACUCUGCUUCUACGACUGACACACACUUCUGACAGAAUGUGUGAGGUUCUGUCCGGACUGUUCGUCUCCGAGCUGUCUCUGCGUCUUCUGCAGUGUCUGCGUUUAUCCGACGCUCCACGCUUCUACGGCCUGCCCUCUCUGGAGCGCACGCUCAGGACUAUGGCACAUGUGACGGCACUGCCUGGCUGGAGCACACACACACCGAACAUGGAUCCACACACGCUCUGUCUCAAGUACCUCAGUGGCCUCUUGGAAGUCAUUUCCUCAUUCUACAUAGAUUUGGGAGGAAACUCGAUGUCCUUCAUGGGUAAAGGUGUGACAAAGAAUGCAGUUAUCUGCCUGCUUCACCUGUCUCAUGAGAUGAUGAAAGAAAGUAAAAAUGAGGACUGUGUAUCUUUGUGGUCUCUGGGGCGUGAGCAGAGUUCUGAUGAACAGGGUGCUGCCCAGCUCGGCCUGGCCUGGUUAAUUCCCCUGUGGGUGGACCGUGACCCUGAGGUCCGCUGUGCCAGCCUGGCUGUGGGUGCGGCUCUGAGUUCGCUGGAGAGAGGGUGUGUGGCUCUGUCAGCGAGUUGCCAGAACAUCUCAGGAGGCCUCUGGGCCACGGUGCUCAACAUCCUGCUGGACAGACAGGAGUGCAGUAUGGUGCGGCGAGAGGCUGCGUUUAUUUUGCAAAACCUCCUUGUAAUGCCAAUGCCGGCUAAUGCAGAAGAGGCCAAAGACUCUGCCUGGCAGAGCCCCUGUGUGCACGAUGAGGAUUCAGGUCUGUGUCUGGUCGGGCUUCCUGCCCUGCAGGCUCUGUUGUACCACUGCCAGUUUUUUGAGAGCGUGGGCCAGAUGGUGAAGAGCUGUUACACGGGCCGACAUGCCUUCACCCUCGGUUCCCCUCCUCCGCCAGCCAAUGUCAUGCAGGAGGUGGAUCUGAAUGAUUCUUUGAGGUUUUGGAGAGCACAGCUGGCUCCGUUGAACCAGACUCAAGGCUCAGGAUCCAUCUCCACAUCCAGCACUUUGAUUCCAUCAGGUUGCUCUAGCCGGGCUCCUUCUCCAAUUCCGACUUCCAGUGUUACUGCAAUCCAAGAUGCUGCAGUCAACAGACUCACUGCUCAGGGUCAGAGUGACAUGGACAGCUCUGACUCCGCCCUCACCCAAGACUCCCACCCAGGGGGGAGAUCCGAGCCUGUCGCUAUAGUAACCCCUCACCUUUUGCUGGCCGUGUGCGGUCUGCUGGACAACCUGUUGGCUGUGCUUCCUGAGUUUAGUCUAUCUGCCCUCAAACAGAACCAAGUACUGCAAGGGAUGGCCAGUGUGGUAGACGCAGCAGCCAUAGCUCAAUGUGUGAAUGAGUUAAAGACACCUCCUUAUCCAGAUGCUUUUGAAGAUGCCAGGAACCAGGUGCUGAGCAGUGUGUAUUACGUGCAGAGUUUUUGUAAGCUCCUGCAGUCAGCAAUACACAGUGAGGAUCUGCCGCUCCAGCGAGAGAUCUUCAAACCCCUGCUGAACAACCUCAUUUCCAUCCUAACGCUGUCUGUCACUGACUUGGAUGCCCAGACCCAGGGUGCGGUGCUCCACACUCGGGCGGAUGUGUUGAUGCUCCUGGCUACUCUGCUGCGCAGGAACCAAGCUGUGGUCUGCCCAUCUGUCAGCGUGGCACUGGGGAAACACUGGCAGCAGUUUUCAGACGCCCUCCGAGUGUGUUUGGAGCGACGGGGCGCCGAGUCUUCUCUCUACACUUCGGCCAUGCGGUUUCUAUGUGUGCUGUUCACAGAGGAGGCUAAGAGGAGAUCGGUAGGUCGCGUGGAAACCUGUGGGGAACCCGGUUCCUCUUUAACUGAAGUCCUGUCCUCGGAGCCUGGAGAGGUCGUGUGUGAACUGUUGCUGGAGCAAUAUGAGAAGAUUCCUUUCCAGAACCCUUUGAAGAAGGUGACAGCCAAAGGUCUCGUGUCUCUGUUAGCCUGUAGCCCCAGCGCUCAGAGUUACGCCUGUAAAGCUGGCGUGAUUGACAGCUGUGUGGAACGCAUGAAGCACAUUUACACAGAGCUUCACCUGGAGUCUGUGAAAGCAGGCAAGAACGCUCACAAGAGGAAGCAGGUGGAGAACAGCAUGAGGGAACUUAAGAUGACUCUCGAGAUUCUGCGAAAUUGCCUCUAUCGACAUAAUGAAUGCAAAGCUGUGACCACCGAGUUGCGCUUAGCCUCCGUGCUGUUGGCGCUGUGGCCCUGGGUAUUACUGGAUGACCCCACCAUGACUGUGGUCCUGGAACUGUUGUGUGUUUACACAGCGAACAACACUGCAGGAUGCAGUGCUUUAUGUAGCAGCAGCGGUAGCUGUGGUCCAGUUCAGCCUGUUCAGCCUAAGACUGCGGUCACAAAUUCACUGAUGCAUGGCGUGAUGAGACUGGCUUCCCAGGUUGCCCCUGACAACAGCAGCAUCCACAGUCUUGCUUUCUCAGUGCUGGCCAACCUGGCCAUCUCCAAAGACUGUAAAGGGGUACUGCAAAAGAGUAACUUCCUGCAGCACUUCCUGUCCCUCCCCAUGCCUAAGGCAGGCAGCCGCAGCGGUGGUCCGGCGGGAGAGGUUCUAUCCCUCUGGCUCAAGCUUCUUCUGAACGUGUCGUUCGGGGAGGACGGACAGCAGAUGAUCCUCAGGCUGAGAGGGGCUCUGGAGCUGCUGGUCUAACUGGCCCAGUCCAAACACUCCAGCUGUAAACCCACCAUCCUACUCAUUUUACACAACAUCUGCUUCUGCUCGGCUAACAAGCCCAAAGUCCUGGCCAAUGGUAAAGCUGUUGAGCUGCUGAUCUCUUGUUUGAGCAGUACAUCAUCAGAUAUACGAACCAUUGGAGCUUCUGCCCUCUGGGCUCUGAUGCAUAAUAAUCAGAAGGCAAAGGCCACUUUAAAGUGUCCCUCCAUCAGACUGAAAGUUGAAGAGGUGUACAUGUCCGCCCGGAAAGAAGCAGAGCAGAACAGUGACAAACCCUUGAACGGCUAUCUUCUCAAGUGCCUGAGAAAUCUCUCACAACUCUUCAGCUCCUAAAAGUGCCUCACUGUUGAUAGAGAUCAUGAACUCAGUCAAGAAUGUAAAUGUUUUUCAAUGCCUAUUUAUUUUUUUGUAUGUUUCUAGUAUCACAGUGUAACUGUUGUUUUUCUAUGCAAUCAUUUCAAUAAAUUGUUUUUCA